UAGAAUAUUACUAACAGGGAAAGAGGAUCUGCGCCCAAAAGCAAAACGCCAUGUCUACAAUUCUCUCAGCAGUCAGACUACCUUCCUCAGACCCAUCUCUUCUUUCUUACUGCAGGUUAGGAUAUUUCCCUGCUCAAAAGAAACAAAAACUAAAAGUACUUUGCUGCUCAAUUCACCACUUGAAAGAUGACAGACUGCAGAAGGUGCACAUGUCACAAGGUGAAGAGCAGUUGAGGCGCAGGUUUCUCCUUUUCUUUUUGUUCUCCUCAGGCUUGUCUCCAACAUUAUCUUCUUCAGGAAAGACUAAGAGUAAAAACCCCUAUGAUGAAAGGCGCUUGCUAGAACAGAAUAAACGAAUACAGAAAGAAAAUAAUGCUCCUGAAGACUUCCCAAAUUUUGUUAGAGAAGGCUUUCAGGUUAAAGUAUUAACUUCAGAGAAUUAUGUAAAGUCUGAUUCAGGGCUUAUAUAUCGGGACUUUGAAGUUGGUAAAGGUGAUUGCCCAAAGGAUGGUCAACAGGUCACUUUUCAUUAUGUUGGUUAUAAUGAGUCAGGCCGGCGCAUUGACAGCACCUACUUACAGGGUUCACCUGCCAGAAUUCGCAUGGGAACUAAUGCAUUAGUUCCUGGAUUUGAGGAAGGAAUUCGAGACAUGAGACCUGGCGGAAGAAGAAGGAUGAUCAUUCCUCCAGAACUUGGACCACCAGUGGGACCUUCCACAUUUUUCAGCUCAAAACAGUUUGAAGUUUUUGAUGUAGAGUUACUCGGCAUCAAGAACUGUCAAAGGAGAACAAUAGGUUUUUACUCUGAUGUUGUAUGCAACUGAGUUAGGGGUUGUUCUCUGCCCAAAUUGAGGCUGUAUAUUUGUCCUUAAAAGUGCACUUCCUUUGUAGAAGCAUCAAUUUCAUCUAAUUAUUCAAUGUGUUGUGUCGGCAAGAUCUGAGAUUUUU
Rubroshorea leprosula is the source of this 948-nucleotide messenger RNA. NCBI's taxonomy places the organism in Eukaryota, Viridiplantae, Streptophyta, Magnoliopsida, Malvales, Dipterocarpaceae. The record is from the annotation of a GenBank genome assembly.